Messenger RNA from Dipodomys ordii (Ord's kangaroo rat), 3385 nucleotides. RefSeq names its product coiled-coil domain containing 158 (gene Ccdc158). Bases 197 to 3361 code for a protein of 1054 amino acids. The transcript has 26 exons. The record is from RefSeq and is a predicted model, not a curated record. Lineage: Eukaryota; Metazoa; Chordata; Mammalia; Rodentia; Heteromyidae.
UCGGUCCCCGGGUCGCACAGGUGCGGCCGCUGCCCCCGCGGAGAUGUGGCCGGUCUCUUAGGAUGAGGUGUUGGUAGCAGGUGGUAAUAGAAUAAUUGAAAAUAAGAAUAUCCAGAAAUUAAGAUAAGAACCAAAAGAUCCAAACAGGGAGGCAUUCAUAUUUCAAGAUCUCCAAGAAGAGUUAGAAAUAGUUAAAAUGGAAGCAAAAGCUUGUGAGCCAAAUAAUGAAGAUCUGUUAUCAGGUAGUGGUAUCACACCCAAUGGAGGUUCUUCAAGCCCAUAUUUUGUGUCAUCUAUUCGUGGUACAUUAGUUGAAAACACAGCUUCAAGUGGGACUUUGACACAAAUUCCUUUUUUCCCUAAAUAUGAAGUAGAACUUGAUUCUCAUAGAAAAGUCAUCCCUUAUCCUGGAAAGGAACACAUUGAACGUGUUUUGGAAGAAUAUUCACAUCAAGUCAAAGAUUUACAGAGAAGACUAAAUGAAAGCAAUGAGUUGCAUGAGAAACAAAAGUUUUACUUAAGGCAGUCAGUCAUUGAUUUACAAACAAAACUUCAAGAAAUGCAAAUGGAAAGAGAUGCCAUGGCUGACAUCAGACGAAGGGAGAGUCAGUCCCAGGAGGAUUUAAGAAAUCAGCUUCAAAAUACAGUUCAUGAACUUGAAGCUGCAAAAUCCCUUAAGGAAGACAUGCUGAAGGACAGUAACACACAGAUAGAGCAGCUAAGAAAAAUGAUGCUUAGUCACGAAGGAGUACUUCAAGAAAUCAGAUCAGUCCUAGUUGACUUUGAAGAAGCCUCAGGCAAGAAAAUACAUGAACAUGACAGCAUGUCUGCUAUGCACUUCCGAAGCUUGGGCUCUGCUAUUAGUAAAAUCCUAAGAGAAUUAGACACAGAGAUUUCUUAUCUUAAAGGGAGGAUAUUUCCAGUAGAGGAGCAACUUGAAACAUUGAAAUCUGAAUCACAGAACAAAAUAGAACUACUUCUUCAACAACAUCAAGAUAGGAUUGAGCAGUUGAUAAGUGAACAUGAAAUUGAAAUAACAGGACUUACUGAGAAAGCUAGCAGUGCCCGAAGCCAAGCCAAUAGUAUCCAAAGCCAACUGGAAAUCAUUCAAGAACAAGCAAGAAAUCAAAACUCCAUGUAUAUGCGCCAGCUCAGUGAACUGGAAUCUACUGUUUCUCAGCUGCGUUCUGAACUGAGAGAAGCCAAAAGGAUGUAUGAAGACAAGAUAGAAGAGCUGGAGAAGCAGUUAGUCCUUGCCAACUCAGAGCUCACUGAAGCUCGUACUGAAAGGGAUCAGUUCAGUCAGGAAUCUGGAAAUUUGGAUGAUCAACUUCAAAAGCUACUGAUGGCAGCAAUUCAAGGGAAGAACGAAAGUCUGGAAAAAGUGUCUUCUCUGACUGCACAGCUUGAGUCUACCAAGGAGAUGCUGCGCAAAGUGGUAGAAGAGUUGACGGCCAAGAAGAUGACCCUAGAAAGUUCAGAGAGAACAGUGUCAGACCUGACAGCUUCCCUCCAGGAAAAAGAGCGAGCCAUUGAGGCCACCAAUGCAGAGAUCACCAAGCUUCGCUCCCGAGUGGAUUUGAAAUUGCAAGAGCUACAGCAUCUGAAAACUGAAGGAGAUCAUCUAAGAAACGUACAGACAGAAUGUGAGGCUCUCAAGCUUCAGAUGGCAGAAAAGGACAAGGUGAUCGAGAUUUUGCGCCAGCAGAUUGAAAACAUGACGCAGCUGGUUGGCCAGCAUGGACGAACUGCUGGUGCUAUGCAAGUAGAAAAGGCUCAGCUGGAGAAAGAGAUUAAUGAUAGGAGACUGGAACUGCAGGAAUUUAAGAUUUUGAAAGACAAGAAAGAUGCCAAGAUCCGGGAACUUGAGGCCAGAGUGAGUGACCUUGAGCUAGAGAAGGUGAAGCUGGUGAAUGCAGGCUCUGAGCGGCUCCGUGCAGUGAAGGACAUCAAACAAGAGAGAGAUCAGUUAUUAAAUGAGGUGAAGGCUAGUAGGAGUGAAUUAAACAAUCUGUCAGAGGACUAUGAAGUCUUAAAAAGGAAUUUUCGAAACAAAAGUGAAGAAAUGGAAACUACUACAAAUAAACUGAAAAUGCAAUUAAAAUCUGCACAGUCUGAACUGGAACAAACAAGGAAUACACUAAAAUCUAUGGAAGGAUCUGAUGGUCAUGCUAUGAAAGUGGCAAUGGGGAUGCAAAAGCAAAUCACAGCCAAAAGAGGGCAGAUUGAUGCCCUUCAGAGCAAGAUCCAAUUUCUGGAAGAAGCCAUGACAACUGCAAAUAAGGAGAAGCAUUUUCUAAAAGAAGAGAAGAGUAAACUCAGCCAGGAAUUGAGCACUGUUGCAACAGAAAAAAACAAGAUGGCUGGAGAACUGGAAGUUCUGCGGUCUCAGGAGCGCCGCUUGAAAGAAAAGGUUGCUAACAUGGAAGUUGCUCUUGAUAAGGCGUCUUUGCAGUUUGCAGAAUGUCAAGAUAUAAUACAGCGCCAAGAACAAGAAUCUGUGCGCCUAAAACUUCAGCACACUUUGGAUGUUAAAGAACUUCAAGGACCAGGAUAUACCUCAAAUUCUUCAAUGAAACCACGCCUUCUCCAGGCAGCAUCUGUUACUCGCUCUCAUUCUAAUGUGCCAUCUUCUCAGUCUACUGUCAGCUUCCUGUCACAUGCUUCCAGAGUGACUCAGUCUCCAACAAUAGGCACCCUCUCCAGACUAGAAUUAGCCAUCGAUUGCCAAGGUGUAUUUUACCUUCUAAUGGAGUCUUCAGCUUUACCCUCCCCGUCCUGGGUGUUGAAGAAUCUGGUCUCUUCGGUUAUCAGAACCUUCUCAUUCACUGAAGAUGAUAGAGUAAGAGACUGUAUUACUGAAUCAAGUCUAAGAGCAGAACUAUGCCACAGAAGCAACAACUCAUUAAGGGAAUCCACUGAAGGCAGCAAGUCAAGUGAAACCCUUAGCAGAGAUCCAGUCACAUUACAUGCAGGAGACCUGGAAGACCCAUCUAGUUGCUUCGCAUUCCCAUCUACAGUAACUCCAUCUGUAAAAAACUCAGCUACUCGUUCCUUCACUUCUCCUAAGAAGUCUCCAGUACACUCACUCCUGACGAGUUCAGCUGAAGAUUCAGUUGGAUCCACAUCACAGUAUAGAUCUACUAAGCCUAUUCAUUCACCUGAUUCUGUUAAAGAUUCACAGUCUCCGCCAGUAGAAACAACAGGAAAAACAUGCAGGAAACUUCAAAACAGACUGGAAAGCUUGCAAACCCUGGUAGAAGAUUUACAGAUGAAAAACCAAGCAAUGUCUUCAAUGAUCAGAAAUCAAGAAAAGAGGAUUCAGAAAGUGAAAGACCAAGAAAAAAUGUUGCUAAAAUGAUGGGUUGCUUGCCUGUUCUUUACA